CCUUCCUCCUCCUCGGAAAGCAAAAGAAGGCAGGGAAAGCUUCGGCCUCGGUCUCUUCGUUCGUUCGUCGUCAGUGGCGAUUCCCCCUCCCUCCGGCCGCCAAAGGUCAGUGACGAUUUCCCUCCCUUCUCUCCCUCUCCUCUGCCAUCGUCCCCGCCGACGAUCCGUGCACGCCACGGCCCAACACAUACGGCCAAACCCUAGCAAUGCCAAUGCAAACUCUCGACAAAACCAAUGCUGUGAAAGCUGUUCAUUCUGAAGAUAAUGGUGAAAGAACAGAUAUAUCAGAGUCAUCAGAUGCAGUUGAGUGGGACCCAUGGGACCCCCCGGAUCCUCCUCGUCCUCCUUUUCCACCCACAGCAGACUUUACGAGCAAGGUUCAAUUGAUCAAACAGUAUGGAUUUCAAGUACGGGCUGCACUUGCUGCCUCCAGGUCCACAAAUAUAAUUGCCCCAGACCGUACUCCUCAGGAGGUGCUCUUUAAAUUUUGUCAAAUAUCCAGUGAACUGGGUCUCAUCCUUAAAAGAGAUAGUGUUCGGAGCUUCCUCAGACUGUAUGGGGAAAAUUUGGAUUGCAUGGCUUGGGGUUUGAUCAUCACCCCUCAAACAUUCGACUUCAUUGUUGCACACAAUGCCCUGCGUUGUGCUAAGGUUGUUUUAGAGGGCAAGGCGCCUAAGCUCUACGAGAUGCGUGCCAACCCCAACUGCAUGAGUAACUAUGGGUACUUCCCCCUCCAUCAAGCUGCUGAAACUUUCUCUGUUGACAUGAUUAAGUUGCUGCUUCGCUAUGGUGCAUCGGCGAAUUUACGCACAUCGGGCCAAAAGGUCAUCGAGGGCCUCCUCCCACUCCAUGUUGCCAUUGAGAACACUUGCAUGCACAAGUAUCUUGAGGACAAUCUAUUAACUGACCAGAAGCACAAACAAGUGGAUUUUGACUUCAUCUACAAGCUUGUCCAUCUGCUUUGUCUGCCUGAGAUGAAGAUCUUCUUGGACACGACCAGACUGCUUGCAGACUACACAGAUAAUGUUCUUGAUGAACUAUGGAAUUACAUUAAGGAGGGAAAGCUUGUCCAUGCAGCUAUUUUGCUCCUUGCAGCUCAACGGAAAAUUCGUACAUGUGCUUCCUCUAAGAGAAACACCAACCAUAACCUGAGUGGGUUUGAUAUUAUCAAGGAUCGUAUUACGGGAUCCAUCAUUUCCAUAGAAACAGAAGGGCCUGGACUAACAGGUGGUAAAAAUAGCAAGGCACGUAAACAGCAGGAUGAUAUGCGAAUGUUUUUUCGUAAUGCAUUGGUGCUUAAUUCUAUGAUUUCUGAAGCUGGUGAAGCUCUUGAUGAAUAUAUCCAGACUCAUUCAGAGGUAUCUCACCGGGGUGUCCUUGGAAAUAUUUCAUCAAUUCUCAAGGAUCAUGGCGUUGCUCCUACUGGAAAAGGAAUUAACAUAGGAGACCUGAAAUGCUGUCCCUAUGACUGCGAAGAGUCAGAUAGUGUGCUAAAGUGCAAACAUGAAGAUUCUGGCAUGACCAAGGCAUCUGGAGAAUCGCCUAAUCGGAAUGUUGAAGCUAAAAAUGCUGUUGGAAAUAAAUUACCAAGUAGACAAGAACUUGAACAAACAAGGAAUAUGUUCUUCCCAUAUUGGAGAUCAGUGUUAACAUCUCGCUUUACUGUAAAACUCUUCCCAUCCUAUGCGCCCAUGGAUGACUGUCAGCCAUCUCUUCCAAAGCUUUAUAUGGCCGGUGGUUCUGGAAAUAAACUGAAGGAUAAAGGGUCUUUUCCAGUUGAUGUUGGUUUGUUGGGAAAAACCCCACAACUAACAAGCAUCCAUCAGUCCAGAAGGCUAUUUGGCACUGCUGCAUUUACACUACUGAAGAUGUUAAAGAAGCGUGCAUGAGAUGGCAGGUAUGGUGCUCCCCUGAAUAUUGUUGUGGAGCACAACCAUUUCCCCUACGUCAAGAUAGUCAUUUCUGCCCUUAAUUCGCUUGGCUUGGUUUUGUGCUGGAUAUGCCGUUCUGGCAUAGACCUGAUAACAUGUACGAUGGCAUGUCUAGCUUGAAGCUUCAAGACGAGGACUGCCACCACCUGUUGGUUGCGACUUCACGGCGGCGGUGUGGAGAAUUAUCAGAAAGAAGAUGGUGCAAUGCUAGCUUCCAAACUCCGGCAGAUGAGGAGAACACACUGGCUGACUGGUGGUUGGCAACAAGACGCUGUUUCCGGACAAGCUACAGAACGGAUUUUGAUAGUGCAUUCAUGCUAAUUUGUUGGUUGAUUUGGAAGGAGCGUAAUGCAAAAAUUUUCCAACACGUGUCCAAAACGCUGGAUCAACUGGCGGAGGAUAUUAAAGAGGAAAUUGCUGUCUGGGGGGUGGCUGGGAUUUUCUCCCAAUUUCGCGAGUAAUUGCCAUGACUAUCUGCGGGGUUUAGCCCUGCUUUCUUUUCUCGUUCUUGGUUGGAUGGGGUCCUUCACUGGCUACCGCGGUAUUGUAAUGUCAUUGUAACAUUUUACUGUAUUUCCUCCAAAUCUUAAUGAAAUUGGUUGGCAAACCUCUCUAA
This is a messenger RNA of Oryza sativa Japonica Group (Japanese rice), 2547 nucleotides long. Lineage: Eukaryota; Viridiplantae; Streptophyta; Magnoliopsida; Poales; Poaceae. The record is from RefSeq and is a predicted model, not a curated record.